AAGUGGAGAUGAGAACUGCAGGCUUCAGAAGGCAGGGCCGAGGCCAAUCACAACUUCUGCAUCGCUGAAUGACACCAGGAGUCCUGCCUCUGUAACUUUUGUUAUUUUUCCCCUCAGCCUCCUUCAAUUGUUCCCAGCACUUGGUCACGGACUCAGACAGGCUACCAGAGACCACAGGCAGCUGCCACCACACUCCAACAGCCUGCAGCAGAGGUAUUGUUCAAGUUUUGAUUUAGGAAAGGGACAAAUUGAUGCUGUGAGGCACCUGGCUCCUUUUCCUUUUACUGGUAAGCACCAGGUGGUGACAGCGUCAUGGAAGAUUAACAAGUAAGCUCCACAAAGGCUGUCUAAACAAAAAGAGAAGAUAACAGGCACUUUUCACUGUUCCUGACAACUCCACUCCUUUCCUGCACUUCUAAAACCUCUGAUUUGUGCCCUCUGCUUUCUUGCUGCCAUGGAGAAGGUCCAAUACAUAACCCGCUCUGCUCUGAGGAGAGCCUCAACUAUUGAGGUCAACCCACAAGCACGCCAAAGGCUCCAGGAGCUCUUUGUGAAUUUCUGCCUGAUCUUAAUUUGCCUCUUGCUGAUCUGUAUCAUUGUGAUGCUCCUCUGAAGUUCCAGCACUUCUCUGCACUGUUCUCUAGGAAAGCCGCCCAAAGGGAAGAGCGACCUCCACUUCCAACCCCAAUGCAAGGAUCCCCUUGGGAGAGGGGCUAGCACUUGGACUAAGGCUGUGCUGCGUGCCAGCCGUCGCGCUGCUCUUACUGCCUGCCACAUGUAUUAAAAACACACUUCUGUGCUGAACAGUGUCUAGAGCUUGUUGUUACACAGCUGUGCAUGACCUAUUUUAUCUGUUCAGUCAAGAGAUGUCUGCUCUGGUGCAGGGAACUGCCUCUCCAGAGGGCUGGUAAGUCUCCCCAUGUUUUAGCCAGUUUUCCAUGGGUUGGCCACUACUGACAAGCAAGAAGUGUACUUUUUCAGGAUCUCUGUAAGUCCAUAAACCACUGGGCAUGUUCCAAAUUCAGCUGAAAGAACAGCACACAUACCACAUACUGCAGAGUAGGAGGACAUCUGCUCCGAGUCCUAAAACAUGCUGUAUCUUUGUGCUAUCAACUGAAGGCAUUCACCUUGUUCUAGCAUUUUUAUAAGAAUGAAAGUAAAACAAAAAAAUAUCUUCUGAACAGAUUUUUUUUUUUGUAAAUUUCAAGUGCUCUUCUUCAAAUUUAAAGGAUCCUUUAUAUAUAUAUACACAUAUAUAAUGUAUUUGCAUAUUUCUAUACACUCACACCUUGGAUCUGAAAACAAAAAGGCAAUUUUUUUCACUGGACUUUGUCGCUGUUCCAUUUUCACAUGAUAUAAUCUUACAGAAUUAAAUGACAACCAAAAAGAUUUUUCAGUAUGUUUGUGCAGACAAAUGCAUGCUACCACACUGGCAAAGAUUUCAUUUUCUGUAAGUAGCAUAAACAACCGGCACAAGUAAAAAAUUACAAAUAGCUCCAAGUUCUUAAUGUUUGGUUGCAGACAACUUGAUUUGCAGCCUGCUAUAAUUCAUACAAUAAUUGCCCGAGUUUAAAACUACAGAUAGUUUGACAUUUGCCACUCCCAUUCUACGUGACUUACAUUUGAUGUGGUAAAGAAAAAGGUUUAGGUCGUGUUCACUACUGCAAAUGGGGCAUACUGCAGAAAUACAAGCAACACCACCAUCCUCAACUGCACAUGACUGUUAGAGAACAAGCAAGUAUUUUCCUAAGAUAAAUGUUAUGUAUCAUUAUGUAUAGGAAGAAGAACAUUGCAGAAAAAUUGGUUUAGUACGUAAAUCACAGUCUAUACAAAUAAAAGGUGAAGCUUCUGCUCCAGCAGAUAUCAGUAACAGGCCUGAGCAGACUUCCAGCCCUCUCACAUGUUGGUGUUAGGCUAAAUUCCUAGAAACAUUACAGUUUUCAAACAAAGAAAGCUCAACAAUCAACAGACAGAGAUCAGACAUUAUUUUGAACAGGCAUCUUUCUUGGGCAAAGAAUCCCACUGAUGAAAGCAGGAAAUCAAAUGAAGUUUAUCUUAAUCUUGUACUCUGUCUUGAAGACUUAACAUUAUAUAAAUAUGGGUUAACAAUGAACAACUAAGCAGAAAGGGAAGAAAUCUCAGAGGAAAAAAAAAACCC
Lagopus muta (rock ptarmigan) is the source of this 2158-nucleotide messenger RNA. It is a transcript of the gene PLN, whose product is annotated as phospholamban. The record is from RefSeq and is a predicted model, not a curated record. The coding region runs from base 455 to 613 and encodes 52 amino acids. The transcript is spliced from 4 exons. Gene Ontology annotation, biological process: negative regulation of heart rate; negative regulation of calcium ion import into sarcoplasmic reticulum; negative regulation of ATPase-coupled calcium transmembrane transporter activity. Gene Ontology annotation, cellular component: sarcoplasmic reticulum; membrane. Gene Ontology annotation, molecular function: ATPase inhibitor activity. Lineage: Eukaryota; Metazoa; Chordata; Aves; Galliformes; Phasianidae.